AUGAAGGCUAUGUGGAGCUCACUGGCAGUGGUGGUCGCAUUUACUGUGCACAUGUCAAUGGAGCGAGGCCACGACGGCCAAGCGACACACUACUGGCGUCACCAUUUCGACAUGGCGGUUCAGAACGGUGAGCCACCGCUGUAUGAUUCCGUAACACACGGGUACGUUUACGGGCGUUGGCGGAAGCCCAUCCAAGCUGAGGUGACUUUCACCGGGCUAGGUUGCAUGGAGAAGCUGUGGAAUCUAAAACAGUUUGAUUAUACAUCCAUCAGCACAGACCAGUAUUUCAUCGGUUUUGCUUUGGUCAAUCUUCAGUAUGCCAGUGAAGUCUUUCUUUACAUUGUCGAUAAGCAGGAGGAUCCAAACAACAAGUUUGAUUUUGACUCCCUCGUACCAGGCGGUGCCGGCGUCCGCUUGAGUGCAUCGUCACACUCUGGCUGUUCUGAAGGCUACAACCCUUUCCCAGCAAUGCUCAGUCCCUACCUUAUCAGAAAGUGUUGGGAUCAUCGUUCUAGGAGUUGGAACAUUAGUAUUGACCUCACAGCGCGUCGCGACAAGACAGGGGACAGCCACCACAUCAAGGUUGAGGUCACGAUGAAAGAGCGAGACGCCAUGGCAUUUGUAUACCCAAUUGAAGACCGGCGGCCAGCAUAUGUACAUAAGGGGGCAGGUUUGCCUGUUACUGGCUUCGUAAGCAUCGACGGAAAGCAUCACAGUUUCGUCAACGGUCUUGGCUCUUUAGAUUGGACGUACUCGUUGGCCAAGCACGAGACCAGGUGGAAAUGGGUCUCGCUCUCAGUGCGAGCUCAAGUUGAUGGCAAAGACGUGGACCUAGGAAUCAACCUGAGCGAGUGGGUGUACGAUGUGCCUGAGCAUGGCUCUGUCGAAAACGCAGUUUGGAUUGAUGGCACGGUGCAUCCUGUCGAUGGUAUCGUGGACAUCGUGACCCCUGAUCGAGAUUUACUCGCGGACGCCUGGUUCGUGAAAUCUCGGAAGGAGGCCAAGGUCCAACUCGACCUGACCUGUAAACCCCUUGGCUUCCGUGCGGUCGACGUGGACGCGGGCGUUCUGGCCAACCAUUUCAUACAGCCCUACGGGAUCUUCGAGGGCACCGUGCUGUUGCCGGAUGGCCGAAGAGUGGUAGUCAAGGAUGCCAUGGGCGUAGUGGAGAAGGAGUGGGAAGGCGGCUUGGGCGACUCCUCCGACGACGAGGACGUCAGUGCGACGAUCGCUCGACGCGGGGAGGAGCGACGGCGGCAGCUGAAAGAACGCGAGGAUGCGGUGGCAGCGGCGAGCAGCACCACCUUCUCUGCCAAGGCCACGCCCGAGCCGUCGCCAAAGCCGCGACCGAGCCAGGUCACUCCGAGACGAUCCCGUGCCGGCACGGACGCCUCCACCAACACAGAUUCGAGCCGCAGCUCGCGAAGUCCGCCGCCGCGAUCCAGGAGCUUCAUCCGAAGAGAUCUCAUGGCAAAGUGCUGGCGGGCAGCGUUCGGAUGGUAUGGCGGCUUUCUCGCCUUCACGCUGGUGCACCUCGGGGAUUUCGUACUCCGGGUGUGGAGCAUUGCCGAGUACAUCCAAUCCGGGCUGGAGAUUCCAGCCUACGUCUGGUUGGUGCCCUUACAGGUUAUCGGCGCUCUGCUGUCCAUCUACAUCACGUUUCAUGAUGCAGAUGUACUUCUUAUCCUGCACAACACCUCUGGAUGGGCGAAGGUUUCUGUGGCCAUCCUCUCCUUUCUCUUCCUGGGCUGCUGCCAAGUCAUUCAGGUGAAGCGGGCAUGGUCCCGGCAGAUGCACGAUGCCGAGGUUGUGAUCGAGAUGUCUGACAACGACCUCGGCGUUGCGCGGAAGGAGUCUACAUAUGACGACCGGGCGGCCAAUGCUUCUAGCCUGCACGACUUUGGCGCUGCCGAGCGCAUCACCCCGGUCGCGCUGUUGACUGGCGUUCCCUUCCUCCUCCUUCACGCCAUGAUCUCUGCACAGUACGUGCAGACUCGCUCAGACCAUCAGUCCUGGUGGCUGACCACCUGUGUCCUGAUCAUGACAGUCAGCUUCGGGAUUGUGGACAUCGAUGUUUCCGUCUCCUCCUACGUGGUGAAGCGCUACCAGAUGAACUCCCAGAGCCGGAUACCUCGGUGGAUGCAGCGCCUCUUCAAGCCCCUGCACGUGCUCUAUCGUGUGAGCGAGGUUUGUCUGCGGCUUGCGGUGCUGAGUGGCCUCGUCACCGUCCAGAACCACCUGCAGAAGGAGCAACAGGAGCCCUGGGUGCUCAUUGCACUCGUGCUAGCCGAUUAUUGUCGGAUGCUCGCAGAAACCUUGUACUGCUUGCAGAUGCUUGAGGCGAUGCUGAAGAAGGUGGAUUUGGGAAUCACGGAGUUCGACGGGCUGAUGGAGAAUCACAGACAUGCGAGCCAGCCGAACCAACGUGAGAAGUACGAGGAGAACAUGAAGGCCUCCAUCAAGAAGCUUCAGCGUGACAGGACCCAGCUCUCGGCGUGGAUCUCCGACAAGAGUGUGAAGGAGAAGUCAGCUCUAACGGAGGCUAGGUCGAAGAUCGAAGCCCGAAUGGAGAAACACAAAACCUUCGAGCGUGACGUGAAGAAGGGCCUGAACAACGAAGAGAGGAUGGACCCAGAUCAGGAGAAGCGGGCGGAAUGCAGAGCCUGGAUUCGAGAGUUCGUGAACCAGCUCUUGCAGGAGGUUGAUGAGUUCACCGCUGCCAUUGAACAGCUUCAGAAGAAGAAGACAUCCAAGAGCUCCAACGACGAGUCCCAGUCGGCUUUCAACAAAAAAAUGCAGGAGUCACAUCGAUGGCAUGUCAACAAGCUUGAGCAGCUCCUGCGAAAGGUGGACAACCAAGACAUAGACCUCGAAAGCUUAGACGACUUGAAGGACAGCUUGGAAUGCUACUUGGAUCCCGAGCAGAACGUGCGGACUCCCGAGGCCUUUGCAAACUUUGACGACACAUACUCGGACUACAACCUUGAGGAGGUUCAGGACUACCUUGCUCAACGUGUUCCGAGCCACAAAGAUGAUGAGAGGGAGGAGAAGGAGGAGCCGAAGAAGGAGGAGAUCAAGCAGCCGAAGCCUGAGCCGGCCAAGCAUAUGCCCAAGCCCGCCCCGACUGUUUCGGUGCAUCCGGUCCACAAGCCCGUGGUCGAGGAGAAGUCCGAAGAUCCGAGUUCAAGCGCAAGUGCUCCGGCAAAGACGGCGGCUCCCAAGCAGAUCGCAACAAAGGCGGCGACUGCAGCAGCAGCUGUGAUGCAGGCGGCCUCGCCACCCCCUGUGCCGUCUCCUCUGCCGAACCACCCUCCUCCACCGGCGCAGCUUCCACCAGCCCAAGCUCUGGCUCAGACGGGCCCCACCAUCCAGCCCACUCAGCCCCCCCAGCCCACCCAACCGCCUCCCAAGCAGCCACCCCAAGUGGUACAGGGCCAGCCACCGCCGCAGCCUGAAGUGCAAACCGUCGCCACCGCCGUGCUGCAGGCCAGGGCCUUGCCAGCUCCCACUCUCCCCCCGACCGCUGCUGUGCCGGCCAUGCCCAACCACAACGCCAGCCCACUUGAGCCGCCCAGCGUUCCACCGCCACCGCCCACACAGCCGGCGCAGCAGCCUGGACCCAAAAAACCACCAGCAAUCAACCGAGCCCCACCCAACGAAGCGCCGCCAGCUCAGCCGCAGGAGUCUCCCAUGCUUGCCGUUCCAGCUGUACCUGCUGUGCCGGCGGCGGUGAUGCCCGCCGUACCCGCUGUUCCAGCCGUUCCCCCUGCGCCGGCUCCUGCACCAGCCGUGGCGCCACUUGAUGCAAACGCCGGAGCCCCGGCCGCGCCAACAGCGUACGACGUGCCACCUCUCACCAAAGCACAGGAGAAGGCUCAUGCGCUCUUAGAGUCCUCCGCACGGCACAUGCCCCAAGCCGGGGACGUUCGAAGGAACAGGAAGUACCAGCCCCAGAAGUAUCACAUGCAACAUGAUAGCCAGGGCAGCCCCGUGUACCCCACAGACUCAAUCCGAAGCUUCGAAGAGCCUGCGCUCUUCGAACGCUUUGAUCAGGACACUUUGUUCUGGUCUUUCUACCAUCAGCAAGGCACCUAUCAUCAGUACCUAGCUGCAAAGGAGCUCAAGAAGCUUUCCUGGCGCUAUCACACCAAGUACCUCACGUGGUUUCAACGGCAUGAGGAGCCGAGGCUGACAGCACCAGACUUUGAGCGUGGAACCUACGUGUUCUUCGACUUCGAUGGCCAGUGGGCUCAGCGGAUCAAGGCGGAUUUCACAUUUGAGUACGCCUGGCUGGAGUCUGGGAGUUUAUCUCCUCUUUCAGCACUCGCCACAGAGGGUGGAAGCCUCAGCCGCCUGGACUUCGAUGCUUUUGCGGGCUUCCGCGCCGCCACAGGCUCGGCGAAUCAGCCGGAGGCCAUGGGCAUGGCGAUGUUGGGAAGCGGAAGGUUGGUCCUGCUCCGCCUCACGCAGCUGCUUGCUCUUCUUGGUGUAUAUCACUGGGUUUUCUGGAGAGAGAAGGAUGGAAGCCUCUACGAUGGCCUGGUUCAUGCCAAAUGGACCUAUAUCUUUGGACUCGUCCACUACUCCGUCCGGAUCUCCCGGCCCAUCUCCAAGUUGGGUCAAGACCUCCACACCGCUGCCUUGGAUGGUGACCUUCCUCUAACAAGGAAGCUGCUGAAGCCGGACCAGAACGGGCAGGUUCUAGAUGUCAAUGCGACUGCGAAGGACGGGCGCGGGAUGACGCCUCUCAUGUUGGCGGCUGCUGCAGGGCAUGUGGAGGUCAUCGAAGAGCUAGUCCACAACGGUGCAAGAGUUGGACUCCACACGGCCUUCUCUGAGGAGACGGCUCUACAUUUUGCCGUGCGGCAUCAGAAGGUGGAAGCAUGCAAGGUGCUGCUGAAGCAAGGUGCAAAGAGCACUGCUCGUGAUGCUGCUGGGAAAUCUCCAAAGGACUUGGCCAGGAGCAGCAGAAUACGGCAGCUCUUUGCCGAUAGCGAGAUGCGCGAGGAAACGCACGAGGAGACCUUCAACAAUAGCACCUCACGACGGAUGACGUAUCGGUCGGUGAAGGCCAAGCCCGUGGCCGGCUUGCAGCUCAGGAGCCUCUUUCCGAACCUCGAGAAGGACGAAGCGCCGUCCCCUCGAGUGCUGCAGCCCGGGUGCCCGGAAGCGCUAGGGGACCUGACUGCGGUGGCCUUGGGGGAUCUCGGGGAAGCGGUGGGAGCUCAAGGAGGGGCCGCCGCCUCCUCUUCCGGCAGCUCCGCUGUGGCUCGCCCUCCGGAUGCCGGUGUCAGGCCUGUCGAGACAGAUCUUGAUGUGCCUACCUUCAUCAUGUACGGGGCGAACACCGCCGGCAUCGCUUCCGGAAAUCUGCAGAAAGCCAUCAGUGAAGCCUUCCCGGAGCAGUUUGCCGACAUUGCGCGGCAGAUGAGUCAAGCUCCGCCGCAUGACGGCUUCGGAAACGGCGAGGUGUUUGUGAGCCACGAAAGCAGCAACAUCCGGCUUCUGGCCGUGUCCCUCUUUCCGCGGUCCAGCGAGGGCCCUGCGGCAGUGCGCCGAGGCGCUGCAGAUGCCUUACGCGCAGCCCAGGCGCUGUCAGGCCCAAGUUUUCGCGUCGUCACCCAUGCACUGGGCAGCUUCACCGGACACCCACGUCCGCAGCAGUUCGCCGAAUGCCUCGCGCUUGGGGUCGAAGAUUGGCUGUCUGACAACGAGAGUGCAAUCUCAAUUCAAUACCUUGCCGGUAGCUUCGACACAACGACCAUUAGAAUCUGCAAUAACCUGUGCUUGAUGCGCGAGGGCAACACCCACCUCCAAGAGCAGCAGAAACUGCAAGCCAAAUUCAGGACCCUGGUUCGACUUUUAACGCAAAGAACAGGAGUCACAAUGCUGGCCACUGCCGCCUUGCAGCAAGAGGCUUUGCCAGUAAAGAACACUUUUCUGCACUGGUACGAUGCUGACCAGUCAGCUCCACGCCGAUCUCGCUCGGAGUUCCAGAUUUAUCCGGGCAGGCUUCCCGUCGAAAGCCACUUGGCUGCAAUGUUCCAUGUGAAUCCGAUGCGUAAGGACUUCUCGAGUGGCUCGGUGAGCUCAAUGUGCUCGUGGGCAGACUGCCAAGACGACGGAGGCAUGGCAACGAUCGAGAUCGGCCCCAUCAUCGAGGAGGAGGAGCGUGACAAUCCGCGGGUGGCUGCUGCCAAGGAUGGCAGCAAGGCCGAGUUCACCCACAACCAGGUUCCCAAAACCGUGAAUCUGGCUGCAGAAUUCUCCAAAACGCCACUUCGAGCCCCUCCGACAACCAUGAUGAUUCGUAACAUCCCCAACCGCUACACACAACGGGAGUUCGUGCGCGAGUUGGAUGGGCUUGGCUUUGCGGGAACAUACGACUUCCUGUACCUGCCAAUUGACAAGGGCACCCUGUGCAAUGUUGGCUAUGCUUUCGUGAACUUCUUGGAGCCGAUCUCCGCCCAGCGCUGUAUGGAGGUUUUUCACAACUACAUCUUCCAGCGCUACCGCAAGGUGCGUGGCAAGAUCGCAGCUGUGUCCAUCGCCCACAUCCAGGGUCUGGAAGCCAACAUGCGCCACUACGAGAACUCGGCCGUGAACAUGGCCCCACGCAUCAAGCAGCAGCGCGGUCCACUCAUCAUCCCGCGCGGAAGCACGGGAAGCCACAGGGCUCAACUUGUAGGGUUUCGGGUGUGUUUGGGUUUGGAAUCUAAGUAA
Messenger RNA from Symbiodinium sp. CCMP2456, 6723 nucleotides. The record is from the annotation of a GenBank genome assembly. NCBI's taxonomy places the organism in Eukaryota, Dinophyceae, Suessiales, Symbiodiniaceae.